Messenger RNA from Camponotus floridanus (Florida carpenter ant), 1362 nucleotides. Its product is annotated as protein sevenless-like. Gene Ontology annotation, biological process: regulation of TOR signaling; protein phosphorylation; cell surface receptor protein tyrosine kinase signaling pathway. Gene Ontology annotation, molecular function: ATP binding; transmembrane receptor protein tyrosine kinase activity; protein binding. Gene Ontology annotation, cellular component: signaling receptor complex. The transcript has 5 exons. NCBI's taxonomy places the organism in Eukaryota, Metazoa, Arthropoda, Insecta, Hymenoptera, Formicidae. The record is from RefSeq and is a predicted model, not a curated record. The coding region runs from base 1 to 1362 and encodes 453 amino acids.
AUGAAUGCAACGGCAAACAGCAUCAAUGUAACUUUACCGGAGCCGGUUGUAAAGAAGUACGAAUUAAAGUUUACUUUAAGUAAUUUUUACUUUGAUCAAUUAUCAAUAAAUCCAAUCAAUUCGAAUGUGAUAUCAUUAAAAACUAAUUCGGGCAAGCUUAAUGCACCAGAAAACAUAAGUGUUUUAGCUUUGACGCCUACUAUAGUAGUAGUUCAUUGGAUGCCACCCAAGCAAUUGAACUGCGUGAGCGUGAACUACGAAGUGCAUUGGAAGUUAGUGAACGACACGCAACAAAAGAGCAAACAAUUUAUCAAUAUGCCGAAACGUAUGGCAGAUGGCAGAUAUUUCACAAAAAUUAACUUGUUGCUACUAGUACAAGAUUACUUGAUAUACGUGCGUGUGUAUCCAAUUAAUAUCAGCGAUUUCUACAACGAGAGUUUAAGCAAGAUCGUUCACAUAUCCUCAGAACCAAACAAUAUUACUUUGAGCGAGGUCAACAUAAAUAGCAUGAACAUUUCAUGGAUCUCCAACAUUAAUCUGACAAUCUCUUUUACACUAGAGUACAAAGAUAUUGCAACAGAAAAGUGGUGUAUCACAGGAAAGGUGAAGGAUUUAGAAAAAUCGGGCACAGAGAUAUCCGUUGCAAUAGAAACGCUUCGAAAGGAUGCUUCUUCCCGUGAGAAAGAGAAAUUGUUAAAGGAAGCCAAGCUUAUGAAUCAUUUUCAACACAAACAUAUAUUAAGAUUGUUGGGCAUUUGUUUAGAUGGAGAUUCUCCGUUACUAGUGUUGGAAUUGAUGGAAACUGGUGAUCUGUUAAAAUAUUUGAGAGAAUGUCGAAAUUUGCAAGCGUCAGAUUCGCUUGCUCUGCGUUUGCAAGAUUUGCUCGCUAUGUGCGAAGAUAGAUCUAGCGUGUCGCAAUUGUUUAGUAUCUUCGAGAAAUCGAGAGAACGCGUCAUAAAAAUUGGAGAUUUUGGACUAGCUAGAGAUUUCUACAAGGAUGAUUAUUAUCGCGUGGAAGGAGAAAGUUUGUUUCUUAUUCGCUGGAUGGCACCCAAAUCUUUGAUAAUCAGAAAAUUUACUUCUCAAAGUGAUGUUUGGUCAUUUGGGGUAUUAAUGUGGGAAAUUACAUCGUUGGGUGAGCAACCUUAUAGUGCCAAGGCUAAUGAAGAAGUGAUAAAUUAUGUACGUGCUGGAGGCAGGUUGCCAAUGACUCUUAACUGUCCGUCACCAUUGUACCAGUUGAUGCUAAGUUGCUGGAGUGCAGCGGAUGCUAGACCAAAUUUCGAAUUUUGUCUGAAAAAUAUUAUAGCAUUAAGAAAGAACAUAGAGGAUGCCUUACUGAGUCCGGUCGAUAUUAUUUAG